AUGACUGCCCAUAGAGAGGAACAGUCUGUCUGCAUUGUAGGAGCUGGGCCUGCAGGGAUAGUUGCUGCGAGGACUUUGAAACAGCAUGGCUAUGUGGUUACCGUGUAUGAGGCAGCAGACCGCGUAGGUGGCAUGUGGAGAGAUGGACAUGGAGGACCAAGUGACAAAUGCAGUCCAGAGAUGCGGACCAAUUUGAGCAGAUAUACAGUUGCAUUUUCCGAUUUGCCUUGGACUUCGGUAGACUUGGAUCUCUCGAGACCCGCUGUGCAUCCACUAGCUGCUCCGCCCAUGUUCCCUAGAGCGUGGCAAGUGGGACGAUAUCUUGAAGCAUACGCAAAAGGCUUUGGCAUCACUGAUAAUCUGCUCCUGGGGAAGCGGGUUGUCCAGGCAUCCCUGCAAGAAGAUCGUACCUGGAAAGUUAUCAGCGACGACGGUACCGGCCAGCUAGACUCCCGUACGUUUGACCGAUUGAUUGUGGCUAGUGGUUUCUUCAACAAGCCAGCUGGUACCUUCGAUCCUACUCCUUCUACAAGUCUUCCAAACAUCCAGCACUCCUCAAAAUUUCGGUCUCUCUCUGAGUUGACGAGUUCUCCCGGAAAGGUGGCCGUGAUCGGGGGUGGUAUUAGCGGCUCAGAAGCUGCCGCACAGGCUGCUUUCCAAAUCUCGAACGCGAAAUACGCACCCAGUGAGAAGACAUCUACGCAUGCCGAAAGCAGGGUCUUUCACAUCAUCAACCGUCCCUUCUACUGUCUUCCUCGUCAUCUUCCUCAAGACCCUCAGGACCAAGACGGAAACUUCAACCCAGCACCCAGAUUCCUUCCCUUGGAUCUGGUUCUCUACAAUCUUUCGCGCCGUGGCAAUGGAGAGAUUUCAGCAGCCAUCUCUACAGUGCCACCCGAAAAAGCGAAUAAAGGACACGAAUUCCUGAGAGCAAGUAUAGGAUACGACUUGAGCGACGUGGGACACGCCGAGCUCGCAUACGCACCAAGCCAGACACAGCACCCCGGAUAUACUGGCAUUACAGAUACUUACAUGGAGUUUGUGAGAAGUGGCAUUAUUGUACCAGUAAGAGGAUGGGUUGACAGUGUUGCACAGGCAAGUGACGGUGUCUCCCUAGACAUUGGUCUGAAGCAGUACGAGCCCUGGUAUCAUGGAUCGGGGAAAGAGCCAAAGAGCCAGAGCAAGAUCUGCGACGUCGUGGGUAUCAUCGAAGCUACCGGCUACAAAGCCGACCUGGACUGGCUUGACCCUUGCGUCAGAGGCCUUCUUGCCGACGAUAGCACCGCACCAAAUUCACGUAUACCAUAUCUCCUUUCCCGUGGGUCGGUGUUCUCUCAGCGAGUCCCUACAAUUGGGUUUGUGGGCUUCUAUGAGGGUCCUUAUUGGGGGGUGAUGGAGAUGCAAGCUCGACUUCUUGCUCAAAGCUGGGCCAAGCGGGAUUCUGAGCAGCUGCCGUCUUUAUUGUCCGAAUUACACAGAUACGAUGACACGAAACGCAUGCAAGAAGCGAUGAACCAGAAAUCGCUACAGGUACCUCAGUUCUGGAUGGCAGAUUACGUUGGUUUGAUUGAAGAAUUUGCACGAGGAACAGGCGCCUCGCGCGACGACUCGCUAUUUGGCGGCCAAACGGGUCCUACCUUUCCAUCGCGCUAUCACCAUGCAGGUACCAAUGCCCAGGCGAAGGAAGUAGUCGAAGACGUUGCCAAGGUACUCCAGGCUUCCCAAGAAGAUGCUCGGUUCGUUGCUGCCGCAGUGUUUACAGGUAUGCAAGGUGUGUGGAACAUGACACGCAAAAUUGACUCACAUACCAACACACCUGGCGGCGUGUUUGUGGGCACAGCACACUUCCACCCACGCCAAUCUACCGAUCCAACCACUUACAUAUCCGAAUACCUGUACGUCGAACAAGGCACAUUCACCAUGGAUACUGGCCUGUCUUUUCCUGCGACUCGCCGUUACAUCUAUCGAUACAAUGAGAUACGCGACGAGAUCACAGCAUGGUUUGCUAAAGAUGACAACAAAAGUGUAGGAGCACUGUUCAACACGUGGGGGUUCUACGCGCCAGUUGACAACAAGUCUGGAUGGAUGGCCAAAGGUUAUCAUUGGUGUGAUCCGGAUACGUACCGCAAUCACUGCGAGUUCAAGUUUCGCGGUGCGAAGAUUGAGCGAUUCAUGAUCAGAUACGAGGUUGAGGGACCGAAGAAGGAUUACUCGCAUGAGAGCUGGUAUGAGAGAGCAGGGGCUAGCAGCAGUUGA
This is a messenger RNA of Alternaria alternata, 2256 nucleotides long. RefSeq lists its product as hypothetical. The record is from RefSeq and is a predicted model, not a curated record. The transcript is spliced from 2 exons. Lineage: Eukaryota; Fungi; Ascomycota; Dothideomycetes; Pleosporales; Pleosporaceae. Gene Ontology annotation, molecular function: oxidoreductase activity. The coding region runs from base 1 to 2256 and encodes 751 amino acids.